Molecule: messenger RNA, 3105 nt
Organism: Macadamia integrifolia
Lineage: Eukaryota; Viridiplantae; Streptophyta; Magnoliopsida; Proteales; Proteaceae
Product: serine/threonine-protein kinase STY8-like
Exons: 6
Coding region: 534-1436 (300 amino acids)
Biological process (GO): protein phosphorylation
Molecular function (GO): ATP binding; protein kinase activity
Source: RefSeq, a predicted model, not a curated record
GAAUUUAAAAUUCUAAUCUUCAACCCUUUUUGUCAGGAACCGUAGAACACGAGGCCCUUUCGACUUGCAGUACAGUUCCGGUCAAGGAAACCCCCUCGGAUGGCAUGAGGAGGGAGAGCAGUGAGAGGGUGGCAUGGUGGGAUUGGUGGAUGGAGAUCAGAUGUAAGAGAUCUGAAAUUCAAGCAAAAUGGGGAGGAAGAGGGCUCCAUUCAAGGCUCCUUGCAGGGGAUAUCUUUUCUUCUCUGAUCCAGCCUUACCCUGGUAGUCCGGUCACUCACGCAGCCCUUGCUUUCUUUUUCUUGUCAUUUUCUUUACCUGCUAACAGUAGACCUGUCGGUCACACAAACAUUGCUCUCUCUUGCUAGCCAACGCUUUGAACCUUAGAAACACUUGCCUCUCUUAUUUAAACAUCUGUUUUUCAUUUCUUUUUCUCACUUUCACUUGCUCUUCUCCCUUACUCUGAGACCCGUUUAAGCUGCUGCAACAUUCUUCCAGUUACUCACUCUCCCUAGCUUCAUUAUUUUAGUCCAACAAUGUCAAGGAACUCCUUCAGUUCGUUUUACGAAAAUACCGCUUAUCAACAUUUUAUUGUCCCAUUUGAUGUUGAAUUGGAUGAUGAAUUACUGAUCAAUACUGAUAAUCUCUUUAUCAGUGAUGAGAUUGGUAGUGGUGGAGCAUCCACCGUCUACCAGGGAUGGUAUGAUGAUGAUGAAGUGGCUAUAAAGUUCAUACAGAAUUAUAGCAGAAACAAUGAAGAAAAGGAGAAUCUGGAAAACAAUAUAACAAAUGAGAUCAAUAUUAUGUAUCGAAUGAAACAUAAAAAUGUAACCGAGUUGAUUGGUGCCUCUGUGCGUCCAGGAGCUAUCACUAUAGUGAUGGAGCUUUUGAAAAAUGGAUCACUAACCGAUUAUUUUGAUCAUUUAAACGAAAUUGAUGAGCAUCUACAUCUAACAAAAAGUAUAAAGUUUGCUUUGGAUGUUAGUACAACCAUGGAAUAUUUACAUAAAGGGGGUAUCAUCCACUUGGACUUAAAGUCCGAGAAUCUUCUUCUCUCGGAUGAUAAAACAACAUUAAAGUUGGCAGAUUUUGGGCUAGCGCAAGACUCUUCUAAAGUGAAUGAAAUAACUGCUGGGAAGGGCACAUACAAAUAUAUGGCUCCUGAGCUCUUUAAUCGCGAGGGGAAGAAAUACUGUAGUAACAAGUAUGACAUCUAUAGUUUCUCGAUCAUUUUCUGGGAGUUACUGACAACCAAAAGGGUAUAUGAUGAUGAGGAUAUAUCAUGGGUGAAAAAUUAUGUUUUGAAUGAGGAAGGAAGGCCUAGUCUAGAAUGCAUUCCAGUUCAAGUCAUUCCCCUCUUGGAGAGAUGCUGGGCAACCGAACCUGACAAACGUCCAGAGUUCACUGAAAUUAUUGAAGUUCUGUCUGAUUUGGUUUAGAUCCAGGAGAAGCCAGCACCAGCCAACAAAAAUGUGGAUGAUGAUUCUUUUGCUGCCAGCUACCAGGAACUCAAAUUAACUACCUCUAUGGUCAUCGGAGAAGAUACUACAACAUUUUUUUCAUGUUUUUUUUUUUCACUUAGUUUUGUUGUUUGAAUCCCCCAAAAGGCACUAUGUGGAAUUACUAGACUCUAGGAAAUGGAUUACUGUUGUGGCCUUAUGAGGCAUAAUGUUUUUAUGGGUUUCACUUUUGAUUUUUUUUUUUUUUUAAUUGGUAUGACGAGAAACUCAGUAAUCUAGCUCUGUUUUUCCACUUGUAUUUGAUGGUUUUUGUUGGCAAAUUCCUUUUCCUUCCCCUCCAUUAAUUUUUUUUUUUUGGCAGUAACUUUAUUUGAUUUGAUAUCUUGGUGUUUAUUGCAAUGAAUUAGGGAGAUGCCACCACAGCUCCGGAUGUUGGGAAUCAUUUUCCUUAGGUCUAAAGCUGUAAAAGAGGAAAAAGGUAAUUUACAUCUUGUUCAUGUUGUUUUAGAAGUGGUUUGUGACUUCUUGCUAGUUUACAAGUUAAAUUUUUUGGUUGAUGAAUUGCAGGCAUACAAGAGGUUGGAGGAUUACAAUAUUCCAAUUAUUACAUUGAAAAGAAAAUUUGCAAUAAAACUUUUGACACUGUUUCUGUACCUACUGCUUAUUUUUGGAGUUGCAAACCCACAGAGCAGAACAUAGUGAUUCUCCAGUUUUCUCUUUUUUGAAUGCUGAUUUUGAAUGUCUUUGAUUGUUGUUGAGUGAUCAAAAACAUAGUGGUUUCUGUUCUAUCAAUGCAUGGAAGGGGUUAAACACUUCUCUCCAAGCCCCCCUCCCCCUCUUUCUCUCAAAUACUGGUUCAACAUUUUUUCUCUCCAGAACCAAUGAUGCAGACCAAGGUGUUUGCUCAUUCUGCUGCAAGGGAAGGAAAGCAGAACUCUAUUGCAAUUCUGUUACUGAUAGUACAUACCAUUUUUUCUUCAUUUGUUACUAUCUAUUCAAGCACCCGGAAAACUCACAAAAUGUUUUUUGUUUGAAACACUUCAUGGGAGGUAAUUUGACAGAGAGGGAGUUGGAGAUGCUUUUGGGGAUCCUGUGGACACAGUGCCAGGAAUGUUCAUGCUUGAGGUUUUAUUUCUUCCUCAGUUUAUGUUUAUACAUAUUGCUUUGGGCUUUAAGAUCACAUUAUGGAUGGUUUUCACAUUGGUUUUGAGUUGGGAUUGUCAAGUUUGGAGAAAGAAGGCAUACAAGAACAUGGCCGAAGCUAAGAUGCAAUUGGAUCGGUUGAAUUUUUUAAUUGUCAUGUUCUCUCCUACAGUGAUGACCCCAAAUGCCGUAGCUCUUGUUGAAUACAUCCUGAGGUUAUUGGUGUAGUUGUAAACUGGGAUAUGGUGUUCAGAAUCAAUUCAUUAGCAUAGGUUUGUAUGAAAUUACAGAAUCACAUAGCUUCCUUGGAAAUCCAUUGAGGAGUGAAAAUGCAGGCAUCACAUUCAAUGGUGAAAUUCAGAGGGAGAUGAGCUGUUUUUUCUCUGAAUGUCUCCACCAUUGUUAACAGUGUAGCUAGGUUUAAUCUAACUCUAUUUUUUGGAUCAGUUGUACUACUAGAACUGAGAUCUUAUUACUGUUGAUCCAUUCAGUUCUGAUUCCUUAU